This is a messenger RNA of Pelmatolapia mariae (spotted tilapia), 2406 nucleotides long. It is a transcript of the gene e2f7, whose product is annotated as E2F transcription factor 7. The record is from RefSeq and is a predicted model, not a curated record. NCBI's taxonomy places the organism in Eukaryota, Metazoa, Chordata, Actinopteri, Cichliformes, Cichlidae. Gene Ontology annotation, cellular component: RNA polymerase II transcription regulator complex. Bases 1 to 2406 code for a protein of 801 amino acids. Gene Ontology annotation, biological process: regulation of transcription by RNA polymerase II. Gene Ontology annotation, molecular function: RNA polymerase II cis-regulatory region sequence-specific DNA binding; DNA-binding transcription factor activity, RNA polymerase II-specific. The transcript is spliced from 12 exons.
AUGGAGGUUCAAUGCCUCGCACUGAAAGACCUCUCAAGUCCAAGGAAGAGUUCAACGGUGGGGCCGGAGGAGGAGGAUGGGGCUCGCGGGGAACAAAAGGAGAACAUGUGUGCAGAGAAGAGAAAAUCAACACCGCUAAAAUCUGCAGAGUCCACCCUUCCUACUUUGCUGAUCAACAGAAAAGGUGCUCCCUCUGAGCUCGCCCACAUUACCCCCAUCAAACACACGUCUCUGACCGAACCCUGGACACCAACGGCUAACCUGAAGAUGCUGAUCAGCGCGGCAAGCCCAGACAUCCGGGACAGAGAGAUGAAAAAGGUGCUGUUUAGACCGAUAGAGAAUGAUAAAGACCAGCCAGCGAGCCCAGAUAAUGUGGUGGAGGAUCCAGAGGUGGAAGAUUCUUGUCAGUUUGAAGCCGCUGAUGAAGAGGACGAUGCAGAGAAAAAGCCGAGCAGAAAGCAGAAAAGUCUGGGUCUGCUUUGCCAGAAGUUCCUUGCCCUUUAUCCUGAUUACCCACCGCUUCACAGCCCCAUCUGGAUCUCGCUGGAUGAAGUGGCAGCCAAUCUGGGGGUGGAACGACGGCGGAUCUACGACAUCGUGAAUGUGUUGGAGUCCCUGACGAUUGUGGGGCGGAUAGCCAAAAACAGCUACACCUGGUACGGUCGUCAGCGGCUGGAAGCCACCCUGGAGGAGCUGCAGCGUAAGGGCCGACAGCAGGGCUACCACCUCCAGAUGGAGCAGGCCAACGAGGUCAGGGAGACCGGACCGGGCCGAGAGGAUGACGGGGGGGAAGGAGAUGCUGGAAGCGCCGGUAGCAACAGGAAAGACAAAUCUCUGCGCAUCAUGAGCCAGAAGUUUGUCAUGCUUUUCCUGGUGUCCAAAACUCAGACUGUUACCCUGGAUGCAGCAGCAAAGGUCCUCAUCGAGGAGAGUCAGGACUCAUCAAGUCACAGCAAGUACAAAACUAAGGUGCGGCGUCUGUACGAUAUCGCCAACGUGCUGACCAGCCUCAGCCUCAUAAAGAAGGUUCAUGUCAGAGAGGAGAGGGGCAGAAAGCCGGCCUUCAAGUGGCUCGGCCCAGUUGAAUUCAGCAGCUCUGUGAAUGCUGGAAACGCUUUGAAUGUAGCAGCCAUCGCUUCAUCUGAGUCUGCACAGCCACUAGCAGGACAGGAGCUCAGAAAAACAAAAAUGGCACGUCAUGCCUCCUUCAGCAUCACACCAACGUCUGUUGCAGUCCAGCGGCAGGUCAGCUCCGCACCCAGCAGCCCGAGACGUGAAGUAACCGCCCUGCAAAACCAGCCUGUGGAUUAUUCCAGAAGGACUACGAGCAACAGUGCAGCGUGUCAGCUGCAGUUUGGAAGUAAUGCUGACAACCGACCCGGCACACCACAGCAGACUCAGCUCAUGCACAACAGCAGCACUGCCCUUCCCCCCUCCUCCACCCAUUCCACCCUUCUGGUACCACACCCCCACCCGGAGCACCUCUUUGCUGCUUCCCCAUCUUCCCAUUGCUUGGCCUACCUGCCCAGCCUGUCCCAACCCUCCGUGGUCAUGCUGUACAGACCGCCAGAAACGCCCAACCAGAUGCUCGAAGGUCACACCUCACCCAGGUUGGAGGCAACGAAGAGGAAGAAGGAAGAAAGAGUGGAGGAAGAGGAGGAGGAGAUGGUACUUAAAAAGAAGGGAAAUUCUGCGUUAGAGAAAUGUGAAAAGACUCGAGCUGAAGCUUGCAGGGAAACAGCAGAGUGCUCGCAAGCUGGUACCAGGGCUUCUCCCAGUCGAGCAGCAGGCAGAGAGCAGGUGAUCAGCGAGAGUGGAGGUGGCAACACCAGCAGUGAGCACGCUCAGCCGUCACACUACCUUUAUGUCCCCAACAAUGCAGGAUUAAACGGCCUCAACUUCCUGCUCUCAGCUGGACAACCAGCAGCCAGUCUAGCACUUCCUCCCAGCAGUGUUCCCACCUUGGCACUGCCCUAUGUCCUGGUACCAUCUGCUGCCCUCUCCCAUUACCCCCUGGUGGCCGCCAGUCUACAGCAGCAAGGCUCUGAUGCUCACACAAAACUGAGCUUUGGUCUGCCUGCCAUGAUGUCACCUGCCCACUUCAUGGUGGGGGGGGGGGCGUAUAGUGUGGUGCCGGUUCCACCGCCGUCCACUCCAGAACAGAGCGGGCUUUACAGGUCGUCAGUUGGCACGCCACAUUCUCCCUCGAGACCACGACAGACCAUCAGCAUCAACACGCCAGAACCACUGACUCCACAUACGCCCAAGGAAACCCCAGCAUCUUCUUCAAAGGCUUUCUUUCAGACCCCGGGCACUCUGGGAAGUGUAGUCAGUGCUGUGCCAGCUGUCCGAAAAAGGGGAUCGGCACAGAGGAGACUGGACAUUGGCCACCAUCCAACCAGCUGA